Molecule: messenger RNA, 813 nt
Organism: Didymosphaeria variabile
Lineage: Eukaryota; Fungi; Ascomycota; Dothideomycetes; Pleosporales; Didymosphaeriaceae
Exons: 3
Coding region: 1-813 (270 amino acids)
Biological process (GO): protein deubiquitination
Molecular function (GO): deubiquitinase activity
Source: RefSeq, a predicted model, not a curated record
AUGUCUUCCUCCUCUCGCCCCAAACCGACCCGCAAGAGCUCUUCCAAUCACCGCAAUACCCUUUCACUACAAAAGACGGAGAUCAAGAUACACAUAUACGACCUGCUGCCCCCAGGAAAGGUGUCCACGGUGCUAUGGGCUAUCGGCAGCUCUCUCCUGCAUUCGGGUGUCGUUAUUGGCGACCGAGAGUAUGCGUACGGUGGCCAUGACCAGCGCGGCGUUAGUGGAGUCUACUACACCAAGCCCGGACAAGAACCACCAGGCGGCACCUUUCGACAAGCGAUCCUUCAUGGAUUCUCCUUUCGGCCACAAGAAGAAUUGGAUGCAAUAAUACACGAGGCCUCUCAACAAUUCAUGGGAACCUCUUACAACCUCCUCACCAAGAACUGCAACCACUUCACCUCCUACCUCUGUCAAAAACUGACCAGUCGCUCCGCGCCAAGUUGGCUAAACCGCGCCGCUAGCAUAGGCGUAGCUCUCCCAUGCGUUGUGCCACGGGAAUGGAUAUCACCACCGGAUCAUGAUACUGCGGAUGGAGAGCUCCUUGACGAGGACUUCGAAGACGAAAGAUCGUCUAUGUUACGACACGAUGAACAAAGACGGCGCCUGCGGGCCACCGAGGACGACGCGCAGGACUGGGAGUACGCGCAGGAGGAGAGGUUAUCUAGCGUUAGCGGUGGAAGUGAGCAAAGAGGCGCAAGAGGGCAUCCUCGGUAUGCGUCCGGAGAUCAUGCACCAAGAAUCGUCAAGGACACUGAGAAUCGGGCGAUACCUGCAGCUGAAAGAGCACCGCUCCCCAAGAGAAUAACAUGA